Molecule: messenger RNA, 4262 nt
Organism: Klebsormidium nitens
Lineage: Eukaryota; Viridiplantae; Streptophyta; Klebsormidiophyceae; Klebsormidiales; Klebsormidiaceae
Source: the annotation of a GenBank genome assembly
GAUUUGUUUCCAGUCUAGCGUUCUCAGAAGGAGACGUAACGCUGUGCUCCAAAUGCUCGCGACGAUCUCUUCCAAAUUUGGGCUGCAACUUCAAGACGAUGGCGGUGUUCAAAAGCAGAAAGCCAGGAAAGGGGACAGCUCACUGAAGCCUGAAGGUCAUGGUGCUAUCAUUCAUCAUGGCAGCACGUAGUAGAAGAAGGUGUGCGUUGGAGCAGGGUCCUUUCUUUGCAGUGGUGGCUUGCUGUAAUCUGUAAAAAAUAGCGUGCUUGGCGGAAGCAAGAUCUGUGUGGGACAGCACAAGUUGGGAGACUCUGGCAAACCAAGCAGCUUGUGAACCUGGCAGUGUAGGCCUGCGAUUUGGAUUGCAGCAGCCUUGAAAAUUGAGCAGUACGAGGGAUCUGUUCAGCGGUUAAGGUAAAGAGUUGCUGGAAAUUCUUGUUGGCCUAUUCCCGGCUGCUUGGUGCACUUUGUCAGCACAACUCCAGGAUUCACCAGGAGGGGUUUUUGGAGACGGCAUCAUGUUUUGGCGGGUGGCUGGGCUGGCUACUACGUCGCCGGUGGAGACCGUGCUUGACAAGGAGUCUUUUACGCUAGAGAAUCUUCUUGAUGAAGAUGAUCUUAUACAGGAGGUCAAGUCUAUGAACGGGCGUCUUGUGAGCUACCUUCGGAACCGUCCCCAGGUCGAGCAGCUUCUCAAGUAUGUUGUGGAGGAACCCCCACCAGACGCGGACGACAAACGGCUUUUCAAGUACCCCUUCGUUUCUUGUGAGGUCUUCACAUGCGAGAUCGAUGCAAUCUUUAACACCUUGUUGGAGAGCGAAGAGCUCAUGGACCUGCUCUUCUCCUUUGCCUCCCCCGACCGCCCCCACGGGGCGCUCCUCUCGGGCUACUUCUGCAAAGUGGUCAUCUGCCUGCUCGUACGGCGCACGCACGACGUGAUGCGGUACCUGCAGAACCACCGGGACUAUCUGAAGAAGCUCGUGGAUCUGAUUGGCAUCACCUCGAUCAUGGAGGUCGUCAUGCGCCUUGUGGGAGCAGACGAGCAGAUCUUAAUGUUCCAUGCGGAUGCGGUCCAGUGGCUCGCCGACACGGAUCUCCUCGAGAUGCUCGUCGAGAAACUUGACCCACAGCAAUCCCCCGACGUGCACACCAACACGGCCGACACCCUUUCCGCGGUCGCGCGCACCGCGCCCUCCGCGCUCGCGUCUCAGCUCGCGAGCCCCGACUACAUCUCUAAGCUCUUCAAGCACGUCCUCUCCAGUCCCCAGUCCAAGUCGUCCCUCAUAAACGCCCUCUCGGUGUGCAUAACGCUGCUAGACCCGAAGAGGAUCUCGGCCGCGGCGGCCGCCGGCCAGGCCCGGGGGAUCCAGAACUUGCAGCCGGGCACGGGGGGGCUGAUUGCGGCCGCGCCGGAGACUGUCGACGGAAUGCUCCAGCAACUAGGUGACCUUCUGAAGCUGCUAGCCGUGAAGGGCGACGAGCACGUGCUGCCCACCACGUACGGCCAGCUGUCGCCGCCGCUCGGCAUCCACCGGCUGAAGAUCGUGGAGUUCAUUGCGGUGCUCGUGCGCACGGGGAGCGUCCCGGCCGCCGAAGAGCUCAUGCGCCUCAUGGCGAUCAACACUGUUCUUGACCUCUUCUUCGAUUUCCCGUUCAAUAACCUGGUCCACCAUCAGGUGGAGUCCAUUGUGAACAGCUGCCUUGAAGACUCGAACCCUGCGCUCCUGGACCAUCUCCUUAAGGACUGCAAGCUUGUUUCUCGGAUCUUAUCAGCCGACGCAGACCCGCACGCACCAGAUACCACCCCCACGGGAACCCCAAAAACGAGCAGUCGCGGGCCUAGCCGUGCCGGUUACAUGGGCCACUUAACGCGCAUGGCGAACAAGCUGAUUGCGCUGUCGCCAACGAACGACGCGAUCCGGGGCGCACUCGAAGGGGAGGCUGGAUGGAACGAGUGGCACCAGAACGUGCUGCAGAAGCGGAACAGCGUGGAGAACGUCUUUCAGUGGAGCUGCGGGCGGCCGACUGCUGUUGAGGAGCGCACGUCGGAGCCCGUAACCGACGGCGAAAGCGAGUUCAUGGACCCGCAGCGCGACUUCGACUUGCCGCAAGGGAGCAUGGCCAACAACAUUGGACGGGACCGCUUCAGCAACCGCUACGGAGUGUUCGACGGGGAGGUCGAAGAGCAGGACGUGUUUUUCGACGACGAGACCGCGGAGGUGGUCAUCUCGUCCUUGCAUCUGGGGGGUGACGACAGCAGCGACGAGGACGAGGGGGAAGCCACGUCGUCGAAGAGGAGCCCCGAGGGAGCGGAGGUUAUUGAUAGCGACAGCGAUGAAGAAGAGGUGUCCCCCAAAGUCCCGAGGGGGGGCUUCCGCUUCCCCAAGCCCACUGCCCUGGAGGUCGAAGGUGCGGGGGAGUCUUCCGGCGGGGGGGGCAGCGACGACGAGGUUGUGCUUGGAGACGAGGACAUGCUGCCCGGGAGCCCAACGGCGCCAGUGGAUUUGUCGGAAGCUGCGGCAGCGGCGGCAGCCGGGAAACUGGGCACUGCUGGCGUCAUCGCUGAGGGCAGCGGGAAGCUCUCCGAGGCGGCGCUCGCCAAGGAGGCGACCCAGGACGUGGACCUGUUUGGCGACGCGUCGCCCUUCAGGGCCACGCAGCCCGCCAACCCGCCCGCGGCCCCUGCCCCCAAGAACUUCUUUGCUCCCGCAGGGUCUCCGCCGGGCGGGUUUGCGGACUUCAACUCCUUUGCGGCGGACUUCGCCGCCAACUUCUCUGAUUCGCCAGUACCUGCAAGCUCUCCUACGCCCUCAAAGCCCCCUAGCCGCGGCUUCGGAUCCCCCGAGUCGUUUGGCUCGCCAGACUCGUUCGAACCCCCCAACCAUUCCUUCCCCGCUUUCCCCAUCAACCCCGCCCGCAAUAUCGACCUUUUCGCCGAUGAGACGCCCUUCACGGUUGGGGGGCCCUCCGCUUUCUCCGCCGUCCCCCCCAAACCCGCGCACGAGAAAGCGGAGCCCCUCGACACCAAUUUGUUUGCCUCUGCCGGGGGGGAUGUUGGCGUCAGCCAGGGACCCCCCCUCAACGACCUUUUCGCAAAGGGGGGGCCCCCUUCCCCUCCCGUCGACCUGUUUGCUGCGGCGCAGGCGACCCCCCAUGCGGAGGAAGCGCACAGCGCCAUGCAGCAGGGGACUGCUACGGAGAUUGGGUGGUUCAAAGACGACGCCAGCCGCGCGCCAGAGGGGUCGGAAACGCCUGGUUCGGACACCCCCGAAGAAGGGCGCUUCUCGUCGGACUCGUUGGAGAAGCCUUCCAAGGAGGGGUCGGAAAACGCGGAGCCUGAGGGGCGGGGGUUGUAUUCAGCGGACUCGCUAGACACGGCCACCGAGGGGGGUUUGGAGAAAGUGGAUUCGGAGGAGGGGGUGCGAGAGAUGAGCGAGUCUGGCGGUGAAAUGACCGUGGAGCAACCCAAGGGAAAAGUUGGGAAGGAGCAUGAUAGCCAUGAAACUGACAAGCAUGCAAAGCUAGAAGAAGACACGUCCGAGCUCGGGCAUGGAAAAGGACCCAAAGAGGGUUUGAAAGACGACGCAAGCCCGGAGUUGACUUCCGAGAAGGAUGUCAAGCCCGAGUCGCGGGGAGCCCUCGGGGGUUUGGCCGCUCUCGGAGCGGCGGCAGUUGGCGGCGUUGGGGCAAUCGGGGCUAGCUUGGGCCACGCGUUUUCAAAGCAGGAUUCGGAUGAGAAGCCCGCGGAAGCGAUCGAAAGCGAGUCGAGGAUGGAGGCUGUUGACAAGCACCAGCGGUCCUUGGAGGCGCCUUCUACCUCGUUGCAAACGCCCGCACACGGCGCGCAUGCUCCAACAAACGUAAUAGGCGCUGGCGAAGCUACGGGUGGCAAGUUGGGAGCCGAGGAAUCGGCGUCAGCGAAACAGAAUCACGUGGGUCCAGCAGAGAAGUCCGAGUUUAACGAUGUAAACUUCUGGAAGAGUAGCUAUGGAAUGUCAAUAGACGAAGAUGCUCUUUAACGCAGCGCCUACAUACUUCCCCUUGACACGUGAUGGGUCCUUUCUUCAAUACGGCUAGCUUGGCAUUGUGGCAGCCGCCAGCGUUAUGUUGUAUAGGUCAUUAUCAGGCUUUGAAUGCAUCAGGUGAAGCAGAUUAUAUAGAAAGGAUUGGACAGUGAAAAGCCACAUUGAGCCAGACUCGCUAGUGACUUGCAAGCUUGCUAAACCUCCACAUGUCGCCUAUUCUUCAAAGCCUUUCUGGAA